UAUUUUAUGCAACAGUUGUAUAAGAAGGGUCAAAAAAUGCGAGUGGCGUGAGUUGCGAUGUGAGCCUUGGCGAACAUCGCAAUAAGAGACGCCACGAGCAUUUUUUGACCUAGUUAUACAACGUUGCAUACAAUACUUUUUCUACGACGACGUAAUUUUGGUGUAGAAUUCAAUAGUUCUUCAUCCAUUUUUCCUUUUUAUUUUAUACUUUUUAGUGUUUUGAAACGAAACACAAAAAUUUUCCAAUUUAUUUUCCAACGCGCGGGAAAAUGGCGGCAAAUGUAUACUUUUUUUUUAUAGUAUAUCUAUGGCACCAAACAAAGUAAAGGUGCCAGUUUCCAGGUCAAAAAAAAAAACAACAACAAUGCUUUUUUGGCGACAUUAUAGUACAGUUACACUUUGUAAACAAUGCUUUUAUAGGCCAUAGAGCGUACACUUUUUCAAAGAGUUUAAUUAUGUAUGUACUUAUAUUAGACUUUUUGGUUAUUUAAAUGCCAGAUUAAAGUAGAGGAGUAGAAAAAAUAAUUUAUCAAGCGAAGUCAGUAACUGAAACUAGUUGUUUAUUAAAAAGUUUCCCACGAGUCAGAGGAUACCUGACUGAUAUAAUAUAUGGUAUAGUAUAGCCCACAUUCCUCAAUGCAUACGAGGCACAAUAUGUGUAUUGUAAUAAUUCUUUUGUUAUUCAAAUAUGGUACAAUUAUACGUUUAAAUUCACGAUAGUCAAUGAAACCUUCACUUCAGUAAAUCCCAUGAUUUGCCUCUAGCCAUCGUACUUGUUUUUUUUCUUGUUUUGUUAAAUGAUUAAAAGGAUUAGGGGGUUUAACUAAAACAUUACUGUAUAUUCCGCAUAUGCUAUAGCCAAUUCCUUCACAAUAAAAUCGUUCUUAACUUUAAACCCCAAAAGAUCGACGAUCACAAUGUCGUUCAUGAUAGUUUUUUUACUAUAUUACUCAAAGGCUUGUAUUCAAUGAUACUAUCGUUUAAUAUGAGGCAAUAAGCAGAUGUUCCGUCAGGUAGAAUUUCAUCACUUUCUAUCUCAACCCGAACGUCCACGGAUCCUGUUUUUAGGUAGGUAGGUUUUUACUUGGCCUGAGCAGUCAAUGACGAAGAAAGGAGCUAUCUCUUUAAACUCUUUAGCACUUAACAAAGGAUCUGCUCGCCGUCCGUAAUAAGACUGUUGAAAGCUCACAUAUUGUUCAUAUAAUAAAGCAAUUUUAUAACCGGCAAAAUCAACAUUUAUAUUUUCGUACGGAAAGUAAGUAGAAUUGAGGUAGACUCGUGUGCUCCAAAUCCUAGCAACUUACCAAUCAAAUUUUCUUUAUCAAAAUGUAUAUCUUUUGUACAAAAGAUUGAGGUUUGUAGAGUAUUAUUAUUACACUGCAUAUUAAAGGCUUAUGCUUUUAUUUUCUCCUUCAAGUAAUUAUUUAUGUCCUGUAGCUCAUAUGCUCCUUCAGGUAUUUCAAUUAAUUCAUUAUCACCAUAUAUAAAUCGGUUGUUUCUUUUCUCGAUAUUAGGAAUCGAAUUAAAUGUAGAUUAAUACAACAAAGCGCACUCAUAUUCACCGUCUAGUUAACGAUAAAGUGGUCUAGAAUGCCAGGACAAAAAUCUAGAGUCAAAAAAUUGUGAUGUGAAAUCGACUCGUGCUAUACUGGUGAGUGUUGUAGUUGCUAACCGAUUGAUCGUUAUAUUAGGAACCACACUCGAUGUUAUUGGGUAUUUCUAGACCAUCGAAGUGAAGGGAUUCGCGAGAGCGCGAGCGAUAGCGCGUUGGCGCUCGAGCGAUCCGACUGAACGAAGAUGGUCUAGAAUGCCCAAUAACAUCCUACUGACAUGACCUGGUCGGUUAUUCAAUUGAAACCUAGAUUCAUCCAUGUUAAACAUAUAAGAUGGUUUUUCAAAUAAUUCGUACUCUUCCAGCAGUUGAUAAAGAAUAUCGUAAUAAGCAUCAACUUCCUCUCGGUUCAAUGCUUCGCAGCGAGCCAAAGAAACACCUUCCGAUUUUUCGGACUCUUAUUCCUGGAUUUCUUUUUAAGAAUGACUUGAGCCAGACGUAACUUGCUUUUUCUUUGUCUUUAUUAAAUGAAUGGUUGAGUUUUAACUGUUCAGCAAAGUAAUAGGCGAUACUUCUUAAAUCUUUUUCAGUUAGCGGGAAACAUUGUUCUUGCAUUUUCAGUAUGUGUUUUCUUCUCAUAAAACCUAUAUCGCUAAAGCCAAAUCUGAUACCCAAUUUUUUCCAUCACGUCAGGAUUUUCUGUAAAUGUACAUUCUUAUUUUUACUAUUUUCAGGGUUUUUUGGUGGUUUGGUAAUGUAAAAAGUAAAAAAAAAACGAUAACAAAUAUUUAUUAAUUAAUAACAAUAAAUAUGACCAAAUCUAUUAGUAAAAAGCAAACCCCAUAAAAACAGGUGUAUUUUUUCUUUGCAUAUGGCUAUUUUCUUUUAUAAUCAAGGUCAGUAUCUCUCAUGAGGAACCAACAAUGAUCUCCCAACAUCCCUGGAUCCCAUCGACCUUGGUACCGUUGUUCCAUAGUAAGGAUGUCCUGAUGGAACCUUUCGCCCUGUUCAUCACUUACAGCUCCCUAAGUUUUGCGGGAAAAAAUCCAAAUGAGAAUGCAGGAAAUGGAUUUUCAACGACAUUCUGCAGCCCAUUUUUUUGCCAAUAGUUUUGCUCUGAUUAAGAAUUCGUUCCUAGAAUAGAAAUUGUAAAUGUUAUGGCAUCGGCGUCGAAGGUAUAAAUAUCCGUUACUUUACUCUCUCUGCGUUUCUUUUUUGGUGUCCGCAAAACAUUAUCUUCGCUGCCAGAUGGCCCAAACUUCUCCUUAUUAAUAUUUGUAACUGUACGCCUACUAACCCCAAGUGCUUGAGCGACUCGCUCUUGUACCUGGGUGACAGGAGGUAAAAGUGGUCCGCCAUUCAGAGACUCACGCUCGAAAUAGUCUUUUAACUUGAUGUUGCACUCACGGUACUGACUAUUUAGUGUUUUCCCUCGUUUCAGCAUUUUAUACACCAAAAAUAUAAAAUCCAACGUAGUUAACACACUCAAGAGUCCAAUUUAGCGCCAAGGUCAGAAUAUCACUAAAUAUUAAUGUGUGUAUAAUUUAACACGUUGAACGCCAAUGCAGACCCCAUGUGUCCGACGAUGUACCUUCCUGGGGUCACACCAACAAUGUGAGAAUUGUCCAACAGCCGUAGCCUUUUCUGCGAAUAUUGUCUAGAAAUAACUAUAAAAUCUUCUAUCGUGUGGGUUGUGAGGUGACCCACCAACCACAUCAACCCUAGUGUCAGGGUUAUUAUUGAGCCGCCAUAGGCCCCUGACAUGUUAGAAAAGACGGUGUAAACCAUGAUAUUCAGUCUGGCGUUCAACGUGUUAAUGUUGAAAAUGUAUAUGUGUGUCGUAGGUUUUACCUAAAUAAACUUUUUUAUUAUUAUUUUUUAUAUAGAACAAGAGCAUAAACGAAAGCCGGGUCACAAAAAGCUUAACAACGAGAGGUACUGGAAUACCUUGUCUGUGCGUACGAGACGACAACGGACGACUGACGUAAUGGUGGACAACGCCACGCUGUUUUUUUUAUAAAGGCUUUAUUAAUAUAACGAUACCGUUAUGACUAUUAAUAUAAUUCUUGUUAUAACAGUUAUAGCCUGGUAUACUAAAGUGCUGAUGAUCUUUCCCUUCCUUCCCUUUGAAGCCAAGUUUCGUUAAGCAGACAUAUAUCAAUAUUAUUAUUAUGUAGGAAAUUAAUUAAGUAGUUCUUUUUUGCUACAAACACUUUGUAUAUUAUAUUGCGCAAUACGUGAUUGUGAUAUUAAGCUAUUAUCCAUUAUUAAACAUAAAAACUUACCUAGUUUUUCAGUAUUAUGUCUUGUAUCAACACUGCCGUAAUCGGCGUAUUAUCAGUCUUGUUACCUAAUUGAACUAUUGUAGCUACGAGAGCUUGUAAUACGUCCUUAUUCUCAACGAUUUAAUAGUAUCUUUUACAGGGUAUCCAUGAGUUUGCCAGUGACUGGGCAGGGCCACAUCAACAUACUUUAUUUAUGUGCUAAUAACUUAGAUAAUAAAAUAAUAUUUGAUUAAUCAAUUGGCUUCAUUUUUUUAUUCUUGAUUACAAUAUUUCAAUAAACACGACAAAAUCAAUAACAACAAUAAAGAUAUUUUAUAAAAAAAAAAUAAUUACAACAAUGAUAAAUCAACAACAGUGUUCCUUUAAAUAUUAAUCAACAACAUUAAUUACAAUAAAAAAAUAAAAAGAAUGUAUCAUUCUCAUGGAUGGAUUUGAAGGAAGUUGAACGUGGGGUUGUGUAGAGUGAGGUAGGAAAGUCGAAUAUUCGUGGGGGAAAAAAUAGGCGCUGCAAUUCCGGGCUCAUCAGAAGCCAUGUCAACCUUUUCUUCCUCCUCGAAAAGAGGAUCCUGUUGCAAGACCACUGAAACAUCCUAAAUUGCAGAUGCUAUAAUUUCCGCUGCACGUAUAUUCGCCUCUAUAGAAAUAAGAGGUCCUCCAAUGGACGAGGAUGCUUCGACAAUAGAUUGCCUUAGCAUUGACUAUUUUCAUUUAGGCUUCUUAUGAGGUUGUCAUUUGCAGGUGGUCGACGUCUAGAUUGAGAUGGCGGAUACCGGUUUCUCAAACUAGACCUCUGUGUCUGCCCUUCUGAACUGAAACUUGGAGUUGUUGGACUUAAAGGUGGGGAAGUGGUGGUAUGGCCUAUGAGAGGAAAAUGUUGGGAUGUUGAAGGGCCAGGUAUGUGUAUAGGUGGCGCAUACUUCUGGCCGAGCUGCACGUAGGCCAGCUGCAGCUGGUGGAGCACUCCCAUGAAAAAAGAAUAAUGUGUACCGUAAUAAAAAAUAAAUAAAUAAAAAAUAAAAUGAAAUAAAAAAAAACGUAAAUAAAAUUAUUCUAUUCUAUUGAGGUAAGAAGGGGAACUUUUUGUGAUACAAGAUUCUGGAAAAGAAGGACAUGUAAAGGGAAAUUCAAAAAGAUUUGGUUAACAUCCAGUUACCAAUAUCCAGUCCACAUUCACAACCAGCACUUGAUAUAACUUGGACGUAGCUCUUUUGCCAACCUUCACUCGAAAAAGCCAUGGCUUGCGUAAAAUAUUUGGCUGAAUAGAGGCAUAAAAUUUUCCUUUGGCCUGACGACUCACCACCCACUCAUCCCCCCAAGAGUCUUGAAGGAAUGAGGUGGGUAAAUUAACCAAAUCACGGGUGUAAUUUUUAUACGGAAAGAAGUCGCUACUUUCCACAGCUUCCUUAGCCAGAUCAGGUUUAAUGUUGCCAGGGAUUUUGCUAUGUCCAGGGAUUAAAUGGUUGUUAAAUCAGUAUUUUGAAUCUUAGGUGGUGUCUUUGGAAUCCUACGAAUGAAUAUCACUCAUUAUGCCAGAAACUCACGCGACACCCUAAAUAUUAUUAUGAUUACUUCAAAAAGUCAGAAUCUACUUUUCACCGGCUACAACAAAAGCUACAAGAUGCUUUGAGAAAAAAAGAUACUGGAGACAAUCUAUAUCGCCAAUGGAAAGACUCGCUGUUACGUUAAGGCAAGUGUAAAAAUAAAAUCAUUAAUGUUAUUGUUCCAAAUAGGUGGAUGAUAUGACGAUUUGAAUAGUUUGAUGAUAGAUAAUAGGCUUGUGUCCUAAAAUGUAAUUAGUGGUUCAUUCUUUUCUUUCUUACAUAUAUAUCAGAAAUAAGUUAAUAUUUCUACAAUAAUCAAUCACUAACAUAAUUAUUUACGGUUUUUAAAAAACCUGUUCGAAUAUUUCAUGAAAACGCUCUAAACUGUCAUGGCGUCUUCAAUGACGUCAUUUAGUGCGUCCAAACCAAAACAAACCGUGAACGUGAAUACUUUUUUUACAUUUAAUAAUUUAAAAAUGAAUUCCAUGUUUUAUAAGUAUUGUGUAGUGCCUGAGUGUAAAAGCACAAGUGUAAUGACACCAAACAAAUUGUUUGUAAGAGUUCCCAUGAAUGAACAAAUACGGAGAAAGUGGUUAAAACUUGCACGGAGGGAUGAUGCCCGUAUUUUGUCUGUAGAUUCAAGAAUGUACUUUUGCGAAGAUCAUUUUGAUAUGCCAAACGAUAUGACGAAUUUUAUGGAAUAUCAAAUCAUGGGAAAAGUAUCAAAGAUACUUAUGAAAUCAGGUUGCAUUCCAACAAAGUUUGAGUGCCAAGAAGACAGAAGAAAACGAAUGAGCAGCAUCAUAGAACGGCCAUACAUUGUAAAGAAACAAAGAACUGAGAUCAUUGCAGAGUGUCUAAAUGAAUAUAAUAAAAGUUGUACAACAAGUUCAUCUCUAGAAGAUACUUCUAAUAUCAUUUCAAAUUGCAAGUUGGGUGAAGAAAAUGUCCAAGAAGUUAUAAGUAAAACAUCAGACAAGUUUGUUCAAGCCUUAAUAACACACAAAUUCAGAAGUAAAGAUGUGCAAGCUGAACCGGAGUACAAAGAUCAGGCAUUGUCACCAUUGAAAUCAUCGCUAGUAUCAAGUUUCACAUCCCCAUUUAAAGUUAAGACUUUCAAGAAAUCAAGACCUUCGGAGAUGGGUAAAAUAACAAGAAAUAUAUUUACUGAGGAUGAGCCCUCAGAUGGUGAAAUUUCUCUAUACUCAGGAGAUAUCAGGAGUCACUCACCUUCUGUGCAUUCACUGCAAACCAAAUCAUCUUCUGACUGCAGCGAAAUACUUGAAGAUUACAAGAAACAACAACAAGCUACGGAGACUCUAUCGAACACAUUAAAAAAGAUAGAGAAGAAGCCUCGAUUGUACAUUGGUCUUUCAAAAACUUGUUAUUACUUGAUUGACAUUAUUCAGGAGACUUUAACUCACCCUCAUAGGUUCAGUUGCAAUCCCUUUGCUGCACAAAAACAAUUAUGAAUAAGUAUAACACAGUUUUUACAUUGAAACAUAUAGGUAGCUGGCGAGGAGUGGGUGUAGGAACUAUACGCCUACCACUUCGAAUGUAAUACUAUGUGAUUUUGUGAAAACAUAAUAUAGUUUAUGUAAUACUUACUUUUUCGGCGGCGGCGCACCCUCGUCCUGCCUCCCCGUUCGCGUUUCUCUACAAAAAAGUACAAUUAUUGUAAUUAUAUUGGUAGUAUACCACGCCUGCGUACUAUUAUUUCGGCUGCGUGUGCGCCAUUGAUAAGUCAUAAGAAAAAUCUUACCUUUUAAACAUUUUUAACAUUGUUGCUGAAACAAAAAUAACAAUAAUGAGCAACACACGCUAAAGAUUUCUAGUGAUUUUCGUAAAAGUAUAAAAAAACACAACUUACUCAAAUCACGACGCCACGAAAAAAGCAAAUGGCGGGCGGUGGUAUCGUAUGUCAAAAGGACAAAUCGCUAGAGUUGUUCCAAAAUCGGUAAAUUAAAAAUCGGCGCUACUCCAUGCCGGGUACCUGGCAAAAUUACCCGGCAUGCAUUAAGUCAGUAACACGGAGCGGAACCAUCUGAAAAACCGUGCCUUGAAAGAACUAGACCACUAUCUCUACACAGCAAGUGCUCGGAAGGAUAUAAUUAUAAAUCUUUAAUAAGUGCGGUGGGUGGGCAGGCUGAUAAUACGGCCACUUCCAUAUUAUAAUUAUACCCGAGAAAAAAAAAUUGUUUUCGGAAGUACUUAUGUGACUUAUUUGGUCUGGUUUGAGUUCAAAAUUCAAGCAUGUUUCUGUUAAAACCUGAAACUUCAGGUUAGGUGGGUGUGAAAUAUGAUGACUAUCGUAAAGAGUCCCGUAAUGAGGACCACCUCUUACGUGAUACAAAAUCGUUUCGUGCGAAAAGCCACGGGAGCCCCGUGUAGUAAUAAAAAUCUGCACAUCGACCUAGGUCUGCCAGUCAUUGCCCAAUGGCUCUAAUUUGAGCCUAAAAAUGUUUUCUUUUAUUUUGCUCCUCACCAUCCUAAUCCCCUGGUAGUUGCGGCUUCCGAAUGCGUCCCGCUUAGGAACAAUACUGAAAAGUAUCGGCGUCCAAAGGACGUAAUAUACAAUCCCGAUGACCUGAUUACUCUAGCCAUAGAGGCGGCCAAGCAGCUCAAAUAUUUCGGUAUCGGGGGAUAUUGACUCCGCCGGCGUUUCACUCAUGCAGCGCUUACCGCUACCGGCCCACUAGAGUCGAUUAAAUCUUCCAAACAUAAUCCUUUCAAACGCCGCCUUGAGGUUCUCGCCCAACUGUCAAAAAGGAAGGAUUUCGAAAAAUGACGAUGUAUGGACACAAGUUUUUCAACGGUAAAACACCGGUUUUUUUAUCACCAUAAUCAACAUUUUCUUAAUAAUAAUGGUUUUAUCCGUCUUUAGAAUAUAAGUGCAAUAAAUGUUAGUUUUAAAGUAACUUAUUAUAAAGUUUUACCUUCAAAAAAAUUACCCGGCAGCGCCGGGGGUAAUCGGCGCAUUAUCCGGUACCCAGCCGGAUACAAACCGGGUACUUAUCCCAUCUCUAGCCCGAAGGACGGAGAUCGAGUUGAGAAUGACAGUUGGUAGAAAAUUAAUAGAUAUCGAAUGCUGUUUUUGGAUGGGUCUUCGAACAUCGUCGGUCAAUAUCAUUAACUCAAAAACAUCCAACAAUCUUUCGUUUUUGCAAGUAUUCAGUUAGAACAUACGUAAGUUGGUGACAUAAGUUCUAACUGGAUAUUCGUAAAGAUAAAAAAAUCUAGGUUAUUCUUGCAUCUGAUCUACGGCAAAGAUAUUGACUUCGGGUGUGCAAAGAACCACCCAUUAGAAUGAGUGAAAAGGGGAAAAAAUAAAACAUUGGUUAAAAAAUUCAUUUUAUUUGAUUAUUGAAUCCUGAGGAUUCCAUUUUUUUAACAGCCGCCCGCCAGCGGUCUUGAGGUCAUAG
Messenger RNA from Pectinophora gossypiella (pink bollworm), 8800 nucleotides. RefSeq lists its product as uncharacterized. The record is from RefSeq and is a predicted model, not a curated record. The coding region runs from base 5768 to 6850 and encodes 360 amino acids. NCBI's taxonomy places the organism in Eukaryota, Metazoa, Arthropoda, Insecta, Lepidoptera, Gelechiidae. The transcript is spliced from 3 exons.